Molecule: messenger RNA, 651 nt
Organism: Thamnophis sirtalis
Lineage: Eukaryota; Metazoa; Chordata; Lepidosauria; Squamata; Natricidae
Source: RefSeq, a predicted model, not a curated record
AUGGGCUCUGAUCAUCUGGGAAUGAAAGAAAAAUAUAAUCUAAUUGGGCCACAUUUGUACAUCAGAGGAGAAGAACUUGAGGAAUAUAAGCAUAAGAAUCAGUUUUCUAGCUCAUUGUAUUUCAUACUACUGCUCUGCAUCUUCCUGCUUGAGAUAAUUGCUGGAAUCCUGGCCUGUGUCUAUUACCAGCAGCUGAACAACGAGCUGAAGGAAAAUCUGAGAACAACGAUAAUCAAGAAGUAUAGGAAGGCAGGAGAAGAGAGUGUGACUAAUGCAGUGGACAAGCUUCAGCAGGAGUUUAAGUGCUGCGGCAGUCAUAAUUAUACAGACUGGAGAGAAAGCUAUUGGUUCGGAGUUGAAACGGAAGGAAGGAAGGUCCCGGAUAGCUGCUGUAAGACGAUGACCCAUGCAUGUGGUAAAAGAGAUCAUCCUUCAAAUAUCUACAAAGAGGGUGGCUGUAUCACUAAGCUGGGGAACUUCAUUCAGGAACACUUGAUAAUUAUUGGAGCGGUGGGACUCAGCAUUGCAUUUGUACAGGUAUGUAACCAGCAAGGACUGAAUUAUGCCUUCUCAGAGUUUGACAGGCCAGUUGGAAAGGCAACUUUGCCGUGGUUGUUGGUAAUUGGAAGGCUGUAACCAAAAUUGAUACUA